This is a messenger RNA of Dromaius novaehollandiae (emu), 5533 nucleotides long. RefSeq names its product potassium voltage-gated channel interacting protein 1 (gene KCNIP1). The record is from RefSeq and is a predicted model, not a curated record. Gene Ontology annotation, biological process: regulation of potassium ion transmembrane transport. Gene Ontology annotation, molecular function: calcium ion binding; transmembrane transporter binding; potassium channel regulator activity. Gene Ontology annotation, cellular component: voltage-gated potassium channel complex. NCBI's taxonomy places the organism in Eukaryota, Metazoa, Chordata, Aves, Casuariiformes, Dromaiidae. The transcript is spliced from 8 exons. Bases 241 to 891 code for a protein of 216 amino acids.
AAAAAAAAAACCCUCAAAGCUUAACGCUUGCUGAACGCUGAGCUGCAGUGCUUUGCUUUUUCCCUCCUCCUUUCUUCUUUUCUUUCUUCUCUUGACUUCCUCUUUUUUUGUUUUCUUCUAGUGGGCAUUUCAAAUAGAUUUGUUCACUGGUGGUGGGGGGGGUGGGGGUGAGAAGAAUCAAAAAGAAAAAACCCCAGCCAAAAUAAAUCCUCCCCCCAAAACUCGCAACUAGCUUUUGCAAUGGGUGCUGUAAUGGGUACGUUCUCCUCUCUACAAACGAAACAAAGAAGACCAUCAAAAGAUAAAAUUGAAGAUGAAUUAGAAAUGACUACAGUGUGCCAUAGACCUGAGGGACUGGAACAGCUUGAAGCACAGACAAAUUUUACUAAAAGAGAACUCCAGGUGCUUUACAGAGGAUUCAAAAACGAAUGUCCUAGUGGGGUUGUUAAUGAAGAGACAUUCAAACAGAUCUAUGCACAGUUCUUUCCACACGGAGAUGCUAGCAUGUAUGCACAUUAUCUCUUUAAUGCGUUUGACACUGCACAAAAUGGCUCAGUGAAGUUUGAGGAUUUUGUGAUGGCAUUGUCAAUUCUGUUGCGAGGAACUGUCCAUGAAAAGCUAAGAUGGACGUUUAACCUGUAUGACAUAAAUAAGGAUGGCUAUAUAAACAAGGAGGAAAUGAUGGAUAUAGUAAAGGCAAUUUAUGAUAUGAUGGGAAAGUACACAUAUCCCGUGCUCAAGGAAGAUGCUCCGAGGCAGCAUGUAGAAGUAUUCUUCCAGAAAAUGGAUAAAAACAAAGAUGGUGUUGUAACUUUAGAUGAGUUUAUUGAAUCGUGUCAGGAGGAUGACAAUAUCAUGCGAUCCUUACAGCUCUUUGAGAACGUCAUGUAACUGCCGUGGGAGAGCGCUGCAGGAGUCAGAGACUUUGUGUGUAACGAAGACCUCCUUUCUGGGUGAAAGCUUUUUACAAUUCAGCCAUGUCCAGUGUGUGAGGAUUUUGUAUGACAUCUCCAACCAAAUGGCAACUGAACGCAAUCAAUCCCAUCUCUCCUUCUCAGAGACGCUGGUGGAACUUUAUUUCAUUUUGGAAGCAUGCGAAUAUUUUAAUGAAACCUGAUGAGAGAGAGCUGCUGCUCAGAGUUCAACGAGUAACGUACAACGUUCUGUUUGCUAGGCACAAGUCCUGCUUUUAAUCUAGCAAGCUUGAUUACGUAUGAUAGCACAUGUCAAUAGCUUACUUGGCCAUCUAUUAUAAGCGAAAAGCUCAGUUCAUAGCACCGUACGGCAAAAUGCUUUAUGAAUGCCUUGCCGUUAUUUUACUUUGACAAAAGUCUGAUCUACUGGGGCAAUCUGUGAGGUUGUAAAAACAAAUGCUGAAUGCACCUAGUGUGUUAAGCAAACAGCCCACGUAGCCGAUAUCGCCAUUUCUGCAGAGAUCCUGCUUUUCCUCUCCCGUGCACUGGUGCCACCACCCUGAGCUGGGUGGAGUUAUCCCUGAACACAUUAACUAGAGGAGUUUCAAGCCAGUGUGAGCCAGAAAGGAGCAAAGCGAGUGUUGCACACGCAAAUUCUAAACUACAGAACAAAUCCCGUUGAAUGAUGAUAGGUUCUUGGAAGACCCGACAGGUUGAUGAGGGCUGGCGUGUGAAGAUGCGUACCAAUGGUAUUCCAGCCACCGACUGUAUUCCCAGCAUGUAGUGGGAUGCCAGGUGGUUCUCCAGGGAAUAGGGUGCCCCUCUCAGCAGCACUCCGAGCACAGGCCAUAGUCCUUUCCUUGUGAUUGGGCACACACUGCAUGGAUGCAUCAUUUGAGUGUUUAUAUUUUUCCAGUGGAUGUUAAAGCAAAGCAUUUCCCACUUUAUGAAUUUAUUUAAGCUUUCCAGUUUUGCUUAGUUGCUCAGGAUCCAGGUGAGGUAGCUAUGUUUCCUCAUACAGACCUUGGCACCUGCAGAGGGUCCUGUAGGCUUAGCUGGGGGCUACUUGGUUGCUGUUAGACUCAGAGCUGCCAAGCCUGUGUGUCCCUUUGUGCAAUCUAAUGUUUCAUACUGCAAAAUCUUUCUCUCACAAGGCAGCUUCUUUGGAUAUCCAUGACUUGUUCCAGUCCUGUUUCCUUACUAAUGCCAAGCAGAGCAUUGGUUUGGGGGUUUGGUUUUUUAAGUAGUAAAACAGAAAGAAUCGUUCAGUGAAGUUGGUUUUUGCCCAGUAAUUGUCAGCUAAGGUAUAUUCGUUAUGCCUUAUGCCAUAUCCCAGCCUGCUCCGCAGAGGACUCCAACAAAGCUAACGUUAUCAGAGCACAGUUGUAAUCUCCUGGCAGCUGAUGGCUAAGAAACUAAGGAAAGAAGAGAAAACCAGCUUUUCCGGCUGCUUGAACCACAUGCAAUGCAUAGUCCCCUGCUGUAGUCCAAGAUCAUUGCCAUCCAGUACGCAUAUAUUUUUAUUGUAUCAGAUACUAUAGUACAAAUAUACUGUUGGCACUGAAAAUAUAUUUUAAAUAUUAUGUAAGUGGAAGCUUUUUAUAACACAAAAUAUAUAAAUGCCUCCUUUCUGUAGCCCUAUAUUUUAUAUAAAAAAAAAAUUCAUCUAUUGAAGUAUUCCUGAUUAUAGAAAUAGGUCUGAUCAGUAGUAGUGUGAUGCUGUGCUUAUUCCUCAAGAUGGGAAGUUUCCCCUUUUACUGUGCUCUUGCAUACACUCCUGCAUGGUUGAUCUUACUCCCUUGAGUUGCCCGUUUGUCAUCAAAAGUGCUAUUCAAGGGAGGGAAGUUACAUGUGGGCAGGAAUGAUACCUUAGUCUAUUCUGUUUAUUAGCUUUCAUACAAAUACUACCAAUUAAUUGCUUCCUAGCAAUGAUACGGAGCAUAGCAACUCCAGUAGUCUGCUGUGAUUCACAAAAGUGGUGUGAUGCUGUGAGCGUAGCCUUGUCCUCUAGUGAUUCCAGCUGCCGUCCAUUUAAUUUUUAUGUGAUAGGCACUUGAUAAAGACGGUGCCACUUAUCGCUGGAAUAACGCAGAAUGUUUAUCCUGUUCCUUCUUAAUUCUUGCAACCACUUUAGCAAAUGACAGAAUUUAGUGUAAUGCAUAGCCUGCCUUUUUUCCAUACCAAAAGAGCAUCUGGCUGUUGUCAGUCUGAGCAAUGAACUUCAGCUUAGGGAGAAGUGGUCAAAGAAAAAUGGGGAGCAAGCAUUUUCACCAAGCUAGCCUAGUGCCUUUCUCCUCGAGCAGUGUUGCCCCACAUGCACUCAUGAGAUGGCACCUGCAGCCUGAAAAGUUCUCACAACUUGAAGGUGCCCUUUUUGAAAAGUACAAAACCACUAUCAGUUGUAUUAUCUCAUUGGUCCCUGAAGCCAAAUUAAUUUCUAGAGUAACUUUGGCGCAUCUGGCCUCUGCUGUAUUUAUCUGCAUCUUGACCUCUGUACGGGGGACGCAGGUGCCUAUGUUCUAGGGCUUGUAACUGCUCUCUGCUGAGCGUGGCCCUGGUUUGGUGACACACGUUAAACGUUUGAAUGUUGCUUUCGGUAUAUGUUUAAGUGUAAUGCUGAAUUCAGACUACCGUUAGCGACCCUGCAGUUUUGGCAUCUCCUUGGCAGCUCCACAGGCCGCAGCUGGUCUCAGCUCUUGGUGGCGGGGAGCAUGCAGUGGGGACAGAGGUGAACACUGAAAGCGUCAGUGGUCCCGGUUCUGCUCUCGAGGGAGCCGGAGACAUAACCAACCUCAAUGCCAGUCUUGCAGGAGUCCAGACCCCAUCUGAGCAUAGCUGGUGUUCAGCCCUGGGUCGCUACCCCUCUGCUCUGGUCGAGUCCGUUGGGGCUAAGAUAGGAUUUGCUGGAUUUCCAGAGCUGCAAAUUCCAGCUGUAACGUGGUAACCACCUGUAAGAAACCAUUUGUGGUCUAGCGCUUGCGUACGAUCCCCUGAACAUCAGCCAGAGGUUGGUAUGCAUCAGCACCCAGGCAGCCGAGCGGUCCAGCGCCUGCGAGGGGACUGCCCUCCGCAUGGACGUGUCUUUUGGGUUUGUUCUUUAUGUUCUCGGUGAAUGUUAGUUUGCAAACUCGCAAAGCCUCCCGUCACUCGUAAAUGGGGCUUGCAACAUUCGUGGCAAAUACUUGCUGCUGCAGCUUUCUAACUAAAGCGUAGUAGGCUGGUCUAAUCUCCUGCCCUCCUAAAUCCCACCACCCAUACGCGGGAGGUAGCUCCUAUGCUGGCUUCUAAGUUACAGUUAGACUCUGUCAGUGCUAUCAGCUGUGUAAACUUUCUCGAAGUUGUGAAUGUUUAAAUAAUGUCUGAAUUAUUAGUCUGUUUCAUUAGUUACCAACAUUAAUCUGCAUAGUCAUGCCAGCAUUUUCCUUAAUGAAAAAAAGCAUUUCUAACAUGCAUUUUAGGCAACAAUCUGUUGAAAAAUAGGAAUGUGAUUAACAACAAUGCAAAAAAAAGAAAAAAAAAUUGUAGCAUCUGUUACUGUUGCUGUUCGUUUUCCUGUUCCUUUGGAAGUGUUGCAAUAUUGUGAGUAAUCGCGAGUCAAGCUGUAAACCGGGCGGGAUGGAUACCGUAGGGCUCAAGCGCUGUAGGGAGAACUUUGCCAUUGCUGGGCUGGGACACUUACUAAAGCCAAACAUCUUUGUGUCGGCGCGUGCUCUCUGAUGAGGCGGUAGCAGCAGUGUAACGACCUCUUCUUCUCCUCCUUCAUGGAAGUGCCAUGAAAGACUUAAGGAAACGUGUGCGAAUAAUAUAACCUGUGAUAACUAAAGCCAUGUUAAUGGAGCAGCAAUGCAUAGCUUCGCUCUCACAAAUGGUAUUAUCCAAUGGCGGUUUGUAUUAAAUUUUGUUGAAUGGUUUUCAAAAAUGUUGGUUUUAAUACUAAAAAGCAAAUAUCUGUAGGGGGGGUGUCCUUUUGUAAGCCCAGUAUGUAUUUUUUUUUUUUCUUAAGGGACACUGUCAUGUUGAAAACUUGCAGCCAGAUUUUGAAAAAGAGGGUUCUGCUAUGAAUUCCCAUUUAUCUGCACAGAGGCUUCUGAACCCAUGAACUGCUGUGAGCCUAACAUUUACAUACGGAUGUUUGAUUUGUAUCGCUGAUGCAGGGAUGCUCUUGUAUUUGGUGCAGUGACAUACGUGGCUGAUGAUCUGGCCCAUGUGCAAAUAGAGCUCAAAAAUGCUCUACCUGCAUCACUGGUAAUAUUUUGGAAUAGUAAAAACUGAAAAUUUAUGGGCAUCUUUUUUCCUCUUCAGCAUUUUCGCUGGUUUUGCUUAAGUGUGUCUAAGAGAACAGCUGGUUGGGUUGUAGAAAAAUGCAAGCGCUGCUCAGUUUUAGAGCUAAGAAAAACAAAACGAAACCUGUCAGUGUCCCUUUACCUCUGGUUUGUUGAAAACAUUCAUUCUGACCCAUGGAGAGAUGCAGAAGAAAUUUUGCGAGACUAUAUACAUAUAUAGAUAGAUAUAAUUUGCUAAGCUCCAUUCUGUAGGAUAUAUCUACCAGCACAUCCCAAGAAAAAGAAUAUCCUCUUGCAUACGUGCAGAACCGUGAAAAUAAAGAUGUGUGUGUGCAA